AUGGUCCAGGCCGUUGCCAAUGCCCUUUCAGCGGCCCCGUCGCCGCCCUUUCAGUGGCCCCGUCGCCGCCCUUCCGCGGCCCCGACGCCGCCCUUCCGCGGCCCCGUAGCCGCCCUUCCACGCCCCCCCUUUGUCGCCGCCCUCCAGCGGCCCCAUCGCCGCCCUUCCGCGGGUUCGUCGCCGCCCUUUCAGCGGCCCCGUCGCCGCCCUCUCAGCGGGCCCCGUUGCCGGCCGCCCUUUCAGCGGCCCCGUCGCCGCCCUUCCGCGGCCCCGUCGCUGCCCUUCAGCGGCCCCGGCGCCGCCCUUCCGCGACCCAGUCGCCGCCCUUUCAGCGGCCCGUCGCCACCCUUUCAGCGGCCCGUCGCUGCCCUUUUAGCGGCCGCGUCGCUGCCCUUCCACGGCCCCGUCGCCGCUCAGCCGCCCAACGCCCGAACCGCCGAGCAGCCCACCCGCCGAGCAGCCGAGCCGCCGAGCAGCCGAGCAGCCGAGCCGCCCGACCGCCGAGCCGCCCUUGUUCUCACCUUUGACGCUGAGGGUUGGGCAGGUGACUUUGAGGUGUGGGUAGAUGAUCUGCAGCUUUUCCUACAGUGCGACAGGGCAGACGGUCUCUCCCUGUUUAACCUCACUUCUGGUGCCUCUCUUGCCCCUGCUGCUGAUGCUCACGCCAUUGUUCGCUCACAGUGGGCCACGCGCGAUGCUGCUGCUCGCCUUGCUAUCACUCUCUACUACAUAGUCACCCGGCUCCUUGACUCUCUCCGCGUAGUCUUGGACCACUUCCUCUCAGUUUGCCCCACCACUCUCACCGUUGACCUCCUCAAAAAGGCCCUCCUAGUGGCAGAGAAGAGCAUAGUCGCUAUAGGAGCCUCUCGUGGUGACCCUCGCACCCCCGUCUUUGAGGGGUGUUCUCCCUCCCCCCUCUUGCCCUUUGUUGCCUCUUCUGCUGCGGCUGACCUCGUUGGUUUCGAGUCGGUCGGCGAUGCGUCUGCCCGGAGCGGGAAACGCCGCAUCGGCAAGGGCAAGGGGGGCAAGGGCGCUGGAGGGGCUGGAGGGGGCGGUGGAGGUGGUAGUGGAGGCAGUGGAGGGAGUGGGGGUGGUGGUGGGAGUGGUGCCGGGGGUGGCGGCGGCGGCAGCAGUGGAGGCGGCGGAGGCGGUGGUGGUGGCAGAGGGAGCGGAGGCGGAGGUGGUGGUGGUGGCACAGGGAGCGGAGGCGGCGGAGGUGGCGGAGGAGGCAGAGGUGGCAGAGGAGGCGGAGGUGGAGGAGGCGGCGGCUGUGGCGGCGGUGGCGGCGGUGGUGGAACGGGUCACGACUCUGCGCAGAGGAGAGGCUCCGGUGGUGGUCCGCGCCAGCAGCAGCGGAGUGGUGUGACCCUGUCCCCCCAGCAGCUUCGUGAGUGGUACACUGCGCGUCAGCGCGGUGGGGGUUUUGGUCCCUGCACUUACGUCCUCCGUAUUGGCGACCAAGCUGGUGAGCAAUGCAGAGGCCCGCACUCCACCCAGCGCUGCUUCGGUCGCCUGACAGACGCGUGGCGUCGCCAGUUCCCUGAGGCGUCAGAGAUCCCUCGUUGGGGAGAUCUGUCUAGGGCGGGGGUUGCCGUCUUUGAUCUUGACUAUGAUGCUAUCCUUGCUGCCAUGUAUUGUGUGACUACUAGUGUUGAAGGUGACUAUUAUCUGUGUGUACCGCCUGAGCCGGGCAUUGAGGCCACUGCUCUAGGUGCUGGUGAGGCUGCUGCUCUAGGUGCUAGUGCGUUUGCUGCCCCAGGUGCCAGUGCGUCUACUGCCCCAUGUGACAGUGCGUCUGCUGCCCCAGGUGCUGAUGAGUCUGCUCUCUCAGGUACUACGUCAGCUCAGGCCUUCCACACCUUCACCCUUGACUCGGGUCUCUACCUCCCCUCGUUCUCUACAAACUUGGUGACUGGAGCAGACCUACAGGAUAGGAGGGUUGACCAACUCUCCUUUGGCACCACCGCCUUGGGCACCCCUCCUUGCCUCGUCUCCGAGGCAUGGCCUCCCGUGUCCUUGUCUCUGGGGCGACAGCGCGCCGCCCCUCACUCCUCCUUGUUUCCUCCGACAGAGGCUCUGCUGCAGACUCUCCACAUGGAUGUGAGGGGCCCAGCCCGCGUAAGUGGGCAGGGGCGCGAGCGGAACUUCCUGCUGGUGGUUGACGACUACUCGCGUUACACCACAGUCUUCCCCUUGCGCAGCAAGGGUGACGGAUCUCGGGCAUUUGUCCGCGACUUGUCUGCGGACAAGCUGUCCCCCCGUGCUGUUCCCUUCGUCUUCCUUGGCUUCCCCCCUGACGCGCCUGGGUGGCAGUUUUACCACCCCACCUCGCGUCGUGUUCUGUCCUCCCAGAACGUCACCUUUGACGACUCGGUACCUUACUACCGUCUCUUCCCCUACAGCACUGCGCCCCUCCCCCCGCCGCCGCUCUUUCUUGCACCAGGUCCUCGCCCGGUAGACCACCUCCCCCCUCAGGGUCCUGCCUUGUCAGGUGUGUCCCAGGUAGACGCAGUCGAGCCUGUCGAGGUAGCUGUUGACUGUGGUGCUGCUAGAGGUACUGAGCCUGCAGGUGCGGAGCCUGGGGGUGCUGAGACUGGGGGCGCUGAGUCUGGGGUUGCUAAGCCUGGAGGUGCUGGGUCUGGGGGUACCGAGCCUGGGGGUGCGGAGCCUGGAGGUGCGGAGCCUGGGGGUGCCGAGCCUGGGGGCGCUGGGUCUGCUCGUGUGGCCGCCGGCGGUGCUUCGUCGAGGCGGGAGCCACUCUCUCCACAGGAGCUGCGCGAGUGGUUUGCCCGCCGCUGGAGACAUGUUGCUUCGACUAGGGGUGCUGCUGGGGCUACUAGAGUUGGUCUUGCUGGAGCUGCUGGCAGUACUAGUGCUGCUGGAGCUGGAGCUGCUGGGGGUGUUGGUGCUGGUGUUUCUACUGGCGCUGGUGCAUCUGGGGGUGCUGCUGAGGCUGCUGGAGCUGACGGUCCUCUUGGAGUUGGUGCUACUGGAGCUGGAGCUGCAGGGGGUGUUGGCGCUGGCGGUGCUGCUGGCGCUAGUGCUUCUGAGGGUGUUGGAGUUGGCGCUGUUGGAGCUGGAGGUGCUGCUGGCGCUGGUGCUCCCGCUGGGGGUGCUGGUGCCGUCCUUGCUAGUUCUGGAGAGUCCUCUCUUCCUACUCUUGUUGACCCGGAGUCUGACUCCCUUUGUGCUGCUAGUCCUUCCGUCACGCGUCUCCUUGCUACUGUUCUCACUGACCCUUCCUUUGAGUCCACUGCUGCAUCUACCCUAGUUGCUGAGCUUGUCGACUUCGCUGCUCGCUGUCGUCUAGACUACGUUGCUAGUCUCGUUGCUGAGUCUGAGUCUGUCCGUCCUCCGUCCGUCGAGGGUGGGUGUGCUCUUAGCACGGACGUCCUUGAGGACAAGCAGGAGGAGUUCCAGUGCUUUGCUGCUGCUUUGCCCCAUCUCGUGUCCACGCUGAUUGCCCCUGAGGGAGACCCGAAUGCACCAGACAUCGCGACUCCUCGAUCGUACGCUGAGGCGAUCGAGGGUCCGUACUCCUCUCAGUGGCAGUCAGCCAUGGACGCAGAGAUGGCUUCCUGGAAGUCCACACGCACCUACGUCGCCGAGGUUCCCCCACCUGGGGCAAACAUCGGUAGUGGCAUGUGGAUUUUCAGGGUGAAGCGGCCGCCUGUCUUCAAGGCGCGUUACGUGGCUCGAGGCUUCAGUCAGCGGCAGGGAGUUGACUACUUUCAGACCUUCUCUCCCACCCCGAAGAUGACCACUCUUUGGGUGCUGCUGCACAUAGCCGCUCAGCGCGACUACGAGCUUCACUCUCUUGACUUCAGCACAGCUUUCCUGCAGGGCAGCCUGCACGAGGAGAUCUGGCUGCGCCGCCUACCUGGCUUCACUGGGUCGUUUCCUCCUGGUACCCAGUGGAGCCUCCGGCGGCCAGUCUACGGUCUCCGCCAGGCGCCGCGUAAGUGGUACGACACAUUGAGGACUACUCCUGCGGCUCAAGGGUUUGCUCCGUCUACAGCCGACCCGUCGCUGUUUCUGCACACCGACACCUCUUUGCCGCCGUUCUACAUUCCUGUGUACGUCGACGACUUGGUCUUUGCCACUACUGACACUGCUGGACUCGCCUACGUGAAGUCCGAGCUGCAGAAGAGACACACGUGCACAGACCUGGGUGAACUGCGUAGCUAA
This is a messenger RNA of Closterium sp. NIES-65, 4188 nucleotides long. Lineage: Eukaryota; Viridiplantae; Streptophyta; Zygnematophyceae; Desmidiales; Closteriaceae. The record is from the annotation of a GenBank genome assembly.